Erigeron canadensis is the source of this 1944-nucleotide messenger RNA. RefSeq names its product trigger factor-like protein TIG, Chloroplastic. The transcript is spliced from 13 exons. Bases 77 to 1669 code for a protein of 530 amino acids. The record is from RefSeq and is a predicted model, not a curated record. Gene Ontology annotation, molecular function: peptidyl-prolyl cis-trans isomerase activity; ribosome binding; protein folding chaperone. Gene Ontology annotation, biological process: protein transport; 'de novo' cotranslational protein folding; protein unfolding. Lineage: Eukaryota; Viridiplantae; Streptophyta; Magnoliopsida; Asterales; Asteraceae.
CCAUUUCAUUGAGCUGCAUAUCUUCAUUCUUCAAAAACAGAGCUUCAAACAAACAAUCUGAGCAUAAAAAUCACCAAUGAAGCUCUGUAGCACAACUUCAUUCUAUCCAAAAUCUUGUCUUAUUUCCCCACAAGUUUCUUCAAUUUCACUUUCAAAUUCCUUCAUACCCACCACCACCAAUAAGUUCAAUUCUCUUAAAAUCUCUCAUUCUUGUUCCCAGUUUUCAAGAAAGUUGUCAAUUUGUGCCAGGGCUUCGGCUCCAGCGGCCGUUACCGAAACCGAUACCGUUAAAGAACCUCUCCCUGCUGAUCUUCUUGUUGAAGAAACCCAAGAACCCAAUUGCAGGAUUCGGUUGAGCAUAGAAGUUCCGUCUGUUGUAUGUGAUGAUUGUUACAAAUGGGUCAUAGCUCAGUUUACAAAGAAGGCAAAGGUUCCUGGAUUUCGCCCUGGAAAGAAAGUUCCAGAAAGUAUUCUCAUAAGUUAUGUCGGGAAGGACGCUUUCAGAAAGUCGGUUGUUGAAUCCAUAUUAAAGAAAACUCUUCCACAUGCCAUGUCUUCGGUAGAUGGGCGAGCUUUGAAGGACUCAAUCCGCAUUACAACAACAUUUUCUGACAUGGAAAAAACUUAUUCUUCUUUAAACAUCCUAAGAUACGAAAUUGUUGUGGAUACAGCACCCGAAGUAAAAUGGGUUCCGGAAGAUGCUUACAAGAAUUUGAAGAUAGUUGUUGAGCUUGACAGUGAAAUAGAUGCAAAAAUAGCUUCUGAGCGAGAAAUAAAACGUCGUUACAAGUCUUUAAGUACAAUGAGGAUUGUCACAAACAGAGGACUACAGAUUGGUGAUGUUGCCGUGCUGGAUAUAUCAGCAACAACAGUGGAACAAGACGGAUCAGAAGUAAAAAACGUUCCAGCUGCAGAGAGUAAAGGUUUUCAUUUUGAUACAGAAGAUGGAGAUAGAGUUAUUCCUGGUUUCCUUGACGCAAUUAUUGGAAUUCAAGGUGGUGAAACAAAAUCUUUUCCAUUAGUAUUUCCAGAUUCGUGGAAACAGGAAGACUUGCGUGGUCUCCCAUGUCAGUUUACAGUUGAAUGUAAAGAACUCUUUUAUAGAGAAUUACCAGAGAUGAAUGAUGACAUUGCUGAUAAGCUAAUUCCUGGAUGCACCACUAUCGAGCAGGUUAAGGAGUCAAUGCUGGAGAAAUGUCAAGAACUGGAGCAAACAGCUAAAGAUCAAGCAACAGACAAUGCCAUUCUUGACCAGCUUCGAAAGAUGGUUGAAGUUGAAAUUCCGCAAUCGUUGUUUGAAGAACAAGGAAGGCAGCUUUAUGGAGCCAGACUGCUUCAAAUACAGGCAAACAUGAAGCUAAAUGAAGAACAAAUAGCAACACUUUCAAGCCAAAAGGCAGUACGAGAGUACUUGGAAAACCAGAGGGAGAACAUUGAAAAUAUAAUCAAGCAGAAUCUUGCAGUUGGAGACAUCUUCAAACGCGAAAAUCUGCAGUUCUCAACAGAAGAUCUCGUGAAAGAGGUCGAGAACUCUGUUGCCGAAUUUAAAAAACACCAGCAGGAGUAUGAUGAGGAGAGCAUUCAGGAGCAGGUGCAAGAGGUAUUAGAGGGAGCAAAAGUGCUUGAAUGGUUGAGAGAACAUGCAGAUAUUCAGUAUAUAACCAAAUAAUAAGGAUGAAGCAGCAACUACAGAUCACUUUCUGCAUCAUUCAGAAGCCAUACACACAUUUUUGUUCUCGGGUACAUGUGUUUUAUAUUGUGUUAAUUUGUCAAAAAAGAAAAAGAAAAAAAGAAGGUUGGAGAUUGUAGCAGGAGUGUUAGCUAUUUACUGGACAAAACUCUGGUUCUUAAGUGCUUGUAAGUUUUGGCUGUAAUUGAACAUGAACCUUGGUAGCAAAGAAGAGAAUUUAAUAAAGAUCUGGCAAUCCCUUAAUUAUCUCAAAA